Planococcus citri (citrus mealybug) is the source of this 3379-nucleotide messenger RNA. RefSeq names its product O-acyltransferase like protein-like. The record is from RefSeq and is a predicted model, not a curated record. NCBI's taxonomy places the organism in Eukaryota, Metazoa, Arthropoda, Insecta, Hemiptera, Pseudococcidae. Gene Ontology annotation, molecular function: acyltransferase activity, transferring groups other than amino-acyl groups. The coding region runs from base 148 to 2871 and encodes 907 amino acids. The transcript has 15 exons.
CUUUUCGACUCUGCGGCGGAUAACACUCUGGUGAGAAUUUGAGUUGUCUAGACGGUUUAGUUUCGUUCGCGCCUAGCAUUACGUAAAAUGAAAUUGUUAUGAUUCGGAGGUGAUAAUCGUCGUAUACCCAUUCGAUACAUUGGGAUCAUGUCGAGGAUAAAUUUUUUCAAAUGGACGUAUUUUUCGAAUUUUUUAUGCUUGGGUUUUUGUCUAUGUUUAGUUUCGGCCGACUCGACCAGCAAUUCGACUCGAGCUCGAAAUGUCGCCGAUAAUAAAUCCAAAGAAAGUUACGAGGAUUACGACGUGAACGAGCACGAGACCGCGUUAGACGAGACCAAACCGCACAACUCCGAACAUAUCGAAGGUAUUCGCAAAUUCGAUCAAAGUAUCGAAAGCGAAGAAAAAUACAAAAAUGUUACCAAAAACCAAAACCUCGACAAAGUUACCGAUUCGUCUUCGCUGGCUGAAGAUAUCAAAAUAUACGACACCGAUGAAAAACCAAAACACGGCGACGAUCAACAAGACGUAUUCGAAGAUUCGGAAAUAAAUCUCCAAAACGGUGGCAAUAUUUCCGGUACAUUGGUCACCAAAAUGAUGCCGGAAAUUUUGAAAUACGGUAAAAUGGUCUUACCAUCUUCCGAAGAAAUGGGCGCGAAACCAAAUCAACGUGUAGGUAGACGUACCGAAGACGCUGAAAGUAAAACCGUUAUUCAAAAGUUAUCCAGAUCCAAAAUUGACCACGAAUCAAAAAGUUCAACCGUUGAAGCUUUCGUUCCGCAAAAUGUCAGUCGUUUCGAUCAAGUUCUCGAUUUGUUCGAUCUGUAUCGUUUGUUCGAUAUUUGGCGAGAUAAUGACGAGUUGAAUAAACUAUCGCCCAAAUGUUACUCCGAUAUGGGAACGUUUAUGGUUGGAUUGAAGCGCGGAAAACCGUGGGCUUUGAAAAUGUUCGAUUCCGGCGGCCAUUACGGUGGAAGUUAUUUUUGGGGAAACCCGUACUGGAUGGGAUCACGUACUUUAUGUCGAGAGAUCUCCUCUCAAGAGCCAGAUAUACCCUUCCCAAUAGAAUUUUCGAUCGCAGCGGCUAAUUUAUCAUUGAACAUACCAGGAAUUAGAAAACAUGGCAGGAGUCAAUACGUUGGUAUGUGUUUACCUUACUCUUGUAACAAAGAAGAUGUUCAUAUUUUAGUAGAACAGUCGUUGAAGAUUGAUAAUGACGAAGAAAAUCGUGAAGCUGAAGUAAUCAAAAUAAAAUCUCAUUACGAUUACUAUUACAUGACAGAGGACAAAACGUUUUGGCUCGUUGUGGUUUCGUCGGUUUUCGCUUUCGUAUUUCUAUUCGUUGGUACGAUUCUCGAUAUUUCUAUUGAAAAACAAAAAAAGAUAAGGAAGAAUGGUCGUGUUGGUAAAAAUUACAAAUACGAUAAUUACACUUAUGCUGUUAAUCCGCCCGUUCAACCGUAUAUGGAUAAUGCCAAAGUAGAAGUUGAAGGAUGUAUGGUUGAAUGCCAAAACAAUUCAAAUGGAACCAUAACUCCUACUUCAGAAUCAGAAGAUACAAAGCACGGUGUAUGGCAAGAAGUCUUUCUGUCGUUUUCGGUGAUUAGAAAUAUGCGCCAGAUUUGCGAUAGCUCGAUUGGAGCCGAUACCAUACCUAUUAUUCAUGGUCUUCGAUCAAUUAGCAUGGGUUGGGUUAUUUUAGGCCAUACCUGCAUCGUAGCUUUCAAAUAUUCCGAUAAUAUGGAAUUUAGAAAAGUUGUCGAACGUGAGGUUUUAUAUCAAACAAUUAACAACACAGCGUUUACUGUGGAUACGUUUUUCUUCAUCAGCGGUUUAUUGGUUUCGUUUUUAUACUUCCGAACCAUGGCUAAGGUGAAUGUGAACAAAAUUACGAAAACCACCGGGUUCCUUUCUCAUUGUAUUGAAUUCAUAGGAUUACUUGGUUACAGAUUUUGCCGGUUAACAGUUCCUUAUAUUUUUACCCUUGGAUUAGUGGAAAUUAGUAUGAAAUGGUUUUAUUAUAAUUCCGUUUUCGAUCCUCCCGCCGAUGAUCACUUCAAUUGUCCUAAUUAUUGGUGGAGGAAUUUAUUGUACAUAAACACAUUGUUUCCUGUCAAAGAAAUGUGCAUGCUGUGGAGUUGGUAUUUGGCCGACGAUACGCAGUUUUACAUUCUUGGAAUUGUACUACUCAUCUUAGCUGUUAGACAUUUUAAAGCAGCUUCGAUAUCUGUCGCAGUAUUAUUAGUUUGUAGCUGGUGCACAACCGGUUAUAUAGCAUAUUUAAACAAUCAUAUGCCCAAUGUUGAUGAUCCUUUAGCGUUGUUCGAUAAAAUUUACGACAAACCAUGGACCAGAUUCGGUCCUUAUUUGAUAGGAAUGAUCGUUGGGUGGAUAUUGUUCAAAACAGAAUGUAAAAUUCCUAUGAAAAAAUGGAUUGUAGUUUGCGGAUGGAUUGUUUGCACCAUGGCAAUGUUAUCACUUGUGUACGGAUUGUAUAACACGCAGUUAAAUUCAGUUACAGCUGCAGCUUAUUCAUCUCUAAGUCAUACUGCUUGGGCAUUAGGCCUAUCAUGGAUAGUAAUCGCAUGUACUACAGGUCAUGGAGGAUAUGCGAAUAAAUUAUUAUCGAGUAAAUUACUCAUACCGUUUAGCAGAACAACGUAUUGUGCUUAUCUAAUUCAUCCAAUAAUUAUAAGAUGGGUUGUGAUGAGAAGAGAUAGUCCUGUACAUUUAGCUGAAGAAACUAUAGCUAUCAUGUUUCUGGGUCAACUCGUCGCGUCGUAUAUAUUAGCUUUUAUAUUAUCUUUAGCUUUCGAAGCUCCUAUUGUAUCUCUACUUAAAAUUGUAUCUCCUACGAAGAGGAAUAAAUUAUAAGUCAUCUAAAACCAGUAUUUUUUUACCUAUCUAUUUAUUUUAUAUAAUUGUUUUAAAUCAUGUACUGAUGCGUAUUUUUUCAACGCGAAUUUUUUUCCUCUCUUUUAAUUAACGAGUAAAAAGCUAAUCGCAAAUUUUUAUUUAGAAAAAAGAAUUACAAUAAAAAUGUUUCAUCAUAGAUAAUAAAGAGUUUCAUCGUAUGUAUAAAGAACAACCUUACGUUGCUUCGAACAUUACCUCAGUUUUGGAUUGAACGUAACAGAUACCUUGUUUGACGUGUAAUUGGAAUUUGGAAAUGAUAUCAGAGCCGAAGAUACUCCUGGCUAACGGAUGUUCAGCGAUUAUUUGUACAAGAUUAUAUUUGAUAGUUUUGCAAUUCAUGUCGCUUUCUUCGUUACGAUCUAGGAAAUACUCGAUCAGACCUAAUACAAAUGUAAAUUUGUAAAUAUGUACUUAUAUUUUUGAUUGUAAUAAAAUCAUAAAAAUUAUACGACGAAAUAAUACCGGA